This is a messenger RNA of Fomitiporia mediterranea MF3/22, 2846 nucleotides long. RefSeq lists its product as uncharacterized. The transcript has 5 exons. Gene Ontology annotation, cellular component: plasma membrane. Gene Ontology annotation, molecular function: sodium:proton antiporter activity. The record is from RefSeq and is a predicted model, not a curated record. Bases 148 to 2676 code for a protein of 842 amino acids. Gene Ontology annotation, biological process: intracellular potassium ion homeostasis; proton export across plasma membrane; sodium ion export across plasma membrane. Lineage: Eukaryota; Fungi; Basidiomycota; Agaricomycetes; Hymenochaetales; Hymenochaetaceae.
GGUCAGACCCGCUGGUGCUCCACUGACUUAUCAUAUUUGCGGACUUCGGCCAAGAACUCCCUCCUUUCUGGGCGUUGCCUGUCCAAUCAUUCCUUAUCCUGGCCUCAACCCAUCUUUUCUCUCGUUUGCAUCUUGCUCACGACCGUCAUGACGUUCCGCCCGUUCGAUGUCUCGAUUCCACAUAUCUUCUACGCCAUUUCUGGCGGGUUUGUCGUUCUGUUUGGCAUGUUCUCGCUUCUCAUCCGGGAGAAGCUGUACAUUGGAGAAGCACCGCUAGCUUUUCUGUUUGGUAUCAUCAUUGGCCCGUAUUGUGCCAACCUUAUCGACCCGAGAUCCUGGGGAGGCGGCUCCCACGAUACCGUUAAUACCAUUACUUUGGAAUUUACCCGUGUCGUUCUCGCCAUCGGCGUCUUUGCGAUCGGUGUUGAAUUACCGAAGGCAUACAUGGCUCGGCAUUGGAAGAGCAUAUUUUACCUAUUAAUACCCGUCAUGACUUUUGGAUGGCUAGUUUGUGCCGGUCUUAUCUUCGCUCUUAUACCCGGCUUAAGUUUCCUAUCGUCCCUUGCCGUAUCUGCAUGCCUCACUCCUACGGAUCCUAUUCUUGCAGCCGCUGUUGUCGGAGGAAAGUAUGCUGAUAAGCACGUCCCGGCCCACCUUCGACAUCUUCUAACCGCUGAGAGCGGGUGUAAUGAUGGUGCUGCGUUCCCGUUUCUGUAUCUUGCACUCUAUCUCGUUUUGGAUAGUACCGACAAAGCUGCUAUCCGAGACUGGUUCCUCAUUACUUGGCUCUAUGAAGUAGUUCUGGGAACGGUCUUCGGAGCCAUCAUCGGCAUUGCAUUUCGGCACUUGAUGAAGUUUUGUGAACGGAAGGACCUCAUCGAUAGGCAGUCUUACGUCGCUCAGUAUGUCUCGCUUGCGAUAUUUGUUAUUGGUGUCACUACGAUGCUAGGAAGCGAUGACCUUUUGGCAGCGUUCUCUUGCGGGACCGCUUUUGCGUGGGACGGAUUCUUCAACCGUCAGACGGAGCAGUCCGUGUUCUCAUCUGUCAUUGACUUGCUCUUCAACAUUGCCGCAUUCAUCUUUAUUGGUGCAUGGAUGCCGUUUAAAGACUUUGCCAAUCCGGACUUGACAUUGUCCGUAUGGCGAUUGAUUGUCAUUGCCAUACUCGUACUUCUCCUACGCCGACUACCCAUCGUGAUUGCGCUUUACAAAUUCAUUCCGGAUAUUAAGACAUUUCGUGAAGCAAUUUUCAGCGGUCAUUUCGGUCCUAUGGGUGUUGGCGCCAUCUUCAUAUCGACCCUCGCAGCGGAACAUCUUCCAACUCCGCAUGAAUCCCAUGACGUGCAGAAUAAUCAAGUGGAAUUACUUUCGGCUAGUAUACAACCUAUAGUGGCUUUCAUGGUACUAUGCUCGAUUAUCAUCCAUGGAAUGUCCAUACCGUUCUUCUCGCUUGGCCGACGCGUCCACUCCGUUUCACGUACAUGGUCUCGACAUCAAACUGUGGAUAGUUUAGGUCCAGAAUGGGCAACGCAGACUCGACGGGUGUCACGUCCGGAGGACAUCGUCAUCAACCGCGACAGCGUACUAGAGCGGGGUGAGCUUGGACACGGUGCAGUUGAUGAGAAGGAAUCUUUACCAGAGGCCGCUCCCGACUAUUCGGAGAAGAAGAGCGAGACACCAAGUUCGCCGAGUAGUACUCUGCCGUCUAAGGCAGGUGCUAGUACGGAGGGUGGAGAUCCGGACGCGAAGGUUGAGGGACGUCCCGAUGGACCGCCUGACGGCUCCGCUGUUGAAGAACAGUGGAGAGAAGGACCUGACAUCGUGGUUGAGCGACAAUCGUCUCCAGGAGAAGAAGUUGAAGUACAAGUGAAACGAGGCGCAGUUGCAGCUGAAGAAGGUCAAGAAGAAACGGAGGUCCUGCGUACGUUCCGCGGCUCGCCAGGAGAAGUAGAGCAUACAGCCAGACAUUUCAAGGAUAAGUUGAAAGAGAAAAUGCACCAUGAAGAGAAGGAAGUCGAGGAAGCGGUUAGAGAGAUUGGCGAGGAGGUCGAGAAAAGGGUGAAGAUUGUAGAAGAUGGUUUGAACGGUUCAUCUGGGUCAUCGAGUUUGUCGAAGAAUAAUGAACGUCGCCCGGCGGAAGCACCGGGAAAUGAUGAUGACGAUGAGGGCUGGGCUUCGGAUCGGAGUGGUCAGAGGAAUGGACCGAGUAGUUUCAGAGGCGUACAUUCGUCAACUGACGAUCUUGCACGCAAGCGCUCGAAAUCACCCAAGCACAAAUCCGGAAUCAAAGCUUUAAGUCACGGUGUACGAAGGCAUCGUACCUCCAUCCGUCGGAGUCUCCUAGGCAAAGUGCGACCUCUCACUUCCACUAUAUCCAAGAUAUCCGAACCCGGUACUGAAGAAGAGAAUGACGAAGUCGAGGAAGAGAGAGAGGAGGGAAAGGGUACAAGAGGACGACAUUUGGCUAUUGGGUUACCUGAGAGACUUAGCCAUCGGAGAGUUGAUUCGCUUCGUGCGUCGCCUACUCCGCGGUCAGCGUCUCCUGCGCGCUCGGUGAGGUCUGUACGGUUUGCUUCUGAGAGUGGAGCUGCGACACCUGUUGAGGAACGGGACAGUCCGGUUAGUCCUAGUGCUCGACAGGUUGCGUUCGACUUGCCUCAUGAGCCAAGGUCGUGAAUGUGAAAUAUUUAAGUAUUUUCAACUGUAAAGAAGUUCUGGGCCGGAUAAGAUUUUUUUUCUUGGUUAACGUUUCUCUCUGGUCUGCUUUGCAUUAUAUCAAUUAGUAUUUGCAACUUGCAUAUGCAUUUUUCAUAUAACUGUAGCAAACAAUUUUCUUUCAAGCUUCC